CCAGCUCUACACUAUAGGUAAACCGUACUGCUGUAGUAGUAAUAGUAGCCAGCAGGUUAUGAGAUUAUAUAAGUGUUCAAUCAAUAAUCUGUUUAAGUGUUAAGUGUUUACCUAAGUUCGGCGUCUGUCCGCUGUCGUCGAACUGGAGUUUUUGAAAAUUAUUGUUUAGGGUUGACCGUACUUCGCGGUCUAACAAUCGAUCUCAUGUUUUUAUUUUACACUACGGUUCCAGUUAUAUUCGUUAAAUUAAAUUAAUAUCAUUACUUAAUAGCGUCAAACGUGUUAUUUAUAGUUUAUACUAAACUAUGUUCAAUCGCUAGUCGUUGACGCAACUCUUAUUGUUAAUAAUGAUUUGAUUAUAAUUUAACAGGACUCGGUGCUUUCAAUUUGUAUUAUAUACCCACAAGUAUUCACCUAACCCGUUGGACACGUUUGGUUAAUCUAUAACACGGGUAGAAAAAAAAUGAAAGAAAUGCUUGGCAAUUGUAGUGUUUGUAGUGAAGACAAAGCUUACGAUGGUAAUCCGUUGGUGUAUUGUGAUGGCCGAAACUGCAAUGUUGCUGUACAUAAAGCAUGUUAUGGCAUUCGUGUAGUUCCAAAAGGAUCAUGGUACUGUAGUAAAUGUGUGGCUAUUAAAAAAAAUCCUGGAGCCAAAGUGAUAUGUGAGCUUUGCCCAUCAAAAGAUGGUGCCCUAAAACCCACAGAAAGCGGACAUUGGGCCCACGUUGUAUGUGCCUUGUUCAUUCCCGAAGUAACAUUUUUGGAUGUUGAUACUAUGGAACCGAUCAAAUUGAAUGAAAUACCAGUCGAUAGAUACAAAAAAGUUUGCUACAUCUGUGAAGAAAAGAAUAGAGAACCUAAAGUUUCUAGCUAUGGAGCUUGCAUGACUUGUAAAAAGAGUGGUUGUAAGUUAGGAUUCCAUGUGACAUGUGCACAGAACGUAGGAUUGUUAUGUGAAGAAGCUGGUAAUUAUGGCCGCAAUGUUCAAUAUGUCGGUUAUUGUAAACACCAUUAUUCCAAACUGAAGAAGAGCAACAAUAUAAAAAUAAAACACAUUGCUCCGUAUCGUCCUCAAAAUGCUUCAGAAAUAACUUUAGAUGAGUUUUCUCAAGAAAAAUUAACAUCGAAUGUAGAUAGUGAUGGACAAAUAAAAUCGAAAAGGAAGUAUGGAAAUUACGAUGAUUCCAAAGAGAAACCUCCAAGUAUUAAUGGUCAUCCGAACCAGCAAACUGUAUCAAAUCGCCAGUAUCAAAGUAAAACAGAGAAUGUAUCUGUUGGUAGUAUUAAACAGUAUACUGAUGAAACAAAAUCGGACAAAACAAUAAAAUGUGAAAAUACUAAUAGCUCAAUGGAAGUUAACAUAAAUAAUGAUGCCUCUGAUACUUUAAAAAUAAUCGAAGAACCUAAUUUGUCAAAUAUCAACUCAAAUUUGCCUGCCGUCACAUUGACAAAUACUUGGAUUAAAGAACCAAGUAUUACCAAUGUUAUUAGCACUCAGUCUACUCCCAAUGUUGUUAAAGCAACGUCUGACCAAAAGUUUUUUGAGCCCAUUGCUGAUGCUCCACACAUGUUGGGGAACUCUUUAAAUCCUAAUUCUACUAUGGCUCAACAAAUGACUGACACAUUGAAUGAAGAAAUUCAAACACAUAAUCAAUUUAGUGAAAUUAAUGGACCAGUAGCAAGGCAGACAUUAACAGGCCCUCACUUAAAUCGCCACAAACCAACAGAGACUUUUCAGUCAAAUUCUUCAAGUUCAGAAUGGUUUACCAAUGGGAUUGGAAGCAGUGCACAAAGUCUUGAAGAUUUACUUGAACGUCAAUGGGAGCAAGGAGGUUCAUUGUUAAUGGAACAGGCCCAACAUUUUGAUGUGGCAUCUUUGCUUUCAUGUUUGUAUCAACUCAAAAAUGAAAAUAUUGGGUUAGAAAAAGAACUAGCUACUUUUACCAGACGUCGUGAUCAUUUAUUAGCAGUUAAUGCCCGACUUGCGAUUCCAUUGAUCCCUCAAAACAGAACAAAUCCAGUUGCUACAUCUUCCAGUCACAUUGAAACGACAAUGCCACCUAGGUCAAACUAUUUGCCAUCAAUGGACAAUCAGAUAAUGCAGCAGCAACAUAGAUAUCAUCAAAGUUUAGCAACACACUCGUCUAGACACCAGCAACAACAUCGUUAUUCUCCUAAUGUUUCGGCCCCAUCACAAGUAAUCGUCAGAGGUGGUCAUGAUUCAUGGGAACAACACAGCAGAAAUCAAAUGUCAUUGUCGAGUCCUCUGUAUCAAACCAGUAUGCAAGACUUGCAAAAUAUUUCUACUUCAAGACACCAAACAGGCAUGGAGAGUUUACCCAAACACAGCUGAGACAACAUUAAAUGUCUGUGUACAGAGUGUAUAUUGACAAUGACCGAUUAUAUGUUGAAGUAUAUGUUUUAGUUUGUAAUUACAACUAUUAAGUAUUUUUUUUAAAUAUAUCACUAUUACAUAAUCUUAUCCUGAUUUCUGUCAACUGAACAAUUGUAUCUCAUUAAAAUUUUACUUAAAAUAUAAAACAGUAUCUCGUAAUAAUAAUUAACUUAUAAAAUAUAAUAAUUGUUUGGUCUUUUUACUCAAUUCAACUUGAGAAUCGUACUUUUCAGAAACCAAAAUGCAUGUACGCUGUUUGUCUGCACAAGCGCGUACAAAAGUAAUGCGUUUUCUAUGAAGUAUGUUUCUUAACUUGAGAAGAGUAAAAAAAAUAUAGAUCAUAGAGUAUACUUCAAUAUGAUAAUAAUGAAAUAAUAAUAUUUUUUUUAUGUUAAAUAAAUAAAUGGGUUUUAUAAUAAUUAAGGUUUUUUAAAAUUUAAUAAAAAAUAUCCUAUCUUCCAUAGAGGCACUUGCGACUUACAUGAAUCGAAUUUAAUUUUUGAAAUUGAAGUACAUAUUUGCUUUAAUAUAUAAUUACAAUUAUGAUUAAGAUUGUAAGAAGAAAUAAUUGUGUUCAUUUAAUUUAGUGUAAUAGUUUUAAGGUAAAUUAUAUUAUUAAUAUUUAAAUCCAUUUUAUCAUUGAAUACAUUUUUUAAACUUGUACC
Adelges cooleyi (spruce gall adelgid) is the source of this 3060-nucleotide messenger RNA. RefSeq names its product protein AF-10-like. Gene Ontology annotation, cellular component: nucleus. Lineage: Eukaryota; Metazoa; Arthropoda; Insecta; Hemiptera; Adelgidae. Gene Ontology annotation, molecular function: histone binding; nucleosome binding. The record is from RefSeq and is a predicted model, not a curated record. The coding region runs from base 464 to 2353 and encodes 629 amino acids. Gene Ontology annotation, biological process: regulation of transcription by RNA polymerase II. The transcript is spliced from 2 exons.